AUGGGCGACGUGGCUAGUCCCCCUGUAGCUGGGGCUACGGGCGGCCAAGAUGGCGCAGCAGAGGCCAGCUCGAGCAACAAGUUUCAAGAUGCGAUCCUAGCAUGGAGAAACAUCGACCUGGCAGGUCUGGUUUCAAACCUAGACAACACGGCAUCGGACAUUGUGGCGUACCAGCGCGACUCGACGGUGCAGAGGAAGGAUCUGGCACAGAAGACAAAGGACUUUCGGAAACUGGACGAUGCGGGCAAGCUCGCGGACAUUAAGGGACUCCUCAAAGCCUACCAGACAUUCAUCGAUCUCCUUACGAACCACUCCAAGUCAGUCAACUCGGCCUUCAUCCAGGCGUACAAUGCGCUGUCAGAGGCGCCAGACCCGUACCCACUGCUGGAGGCGUCGGUGGACUCGAUGCUGGUGGCAGAAGACACGCUGCCGAAGCUGACGGCGGAGAACGAGCACCUGCAACGGUCGGUGGCAGGACUGACGACACAGCUGGAGUUGACGGAGUCGAAGCUGCAGACGGAGCGGACAGCACGGAAGCAGCUGGAGGACACGCUGGAGAGCCGGGUCAAGGAGGUGGAACAGUCGUGGACGGCAAUGGUGGCGGAGAAGCGGGAGAACUGGGAGGCCAAGGAGAAGACGUUUGAGGACAAGAUCGAGAACCAAGAGCGGCUGCUGUUGGAGAUCAAGGCCAGCUACGAGGUCAACCAGCGACUCGGCCACGCGGAAGGAGCAGGGGGUGGGGGCGAGGGCGCAGGAGCAGGAGCGGGUGCGUACGUGACGAGCGCGGAACUGGAGAUGGUACACGCAGAUCUGGAGCGGACGAGCGGACGGCUGGCGGACGUGGAGGCGCGCAACGAGCAGCUGCUGGUGGACCUGGCACAGGCCAAGUCGGCGCUGCCGGAGCAGGCGGUGCGGCUGGAGGACGACCCGGGAUACCUGCAGGUGCUGUCACAGAACUCGUCGCUGGUGCGGAAACUGGACGCCAGCCGAGUGGAGCGAGACGGGCUGAAACGUGGCCUGGAUGGACGACUACGCGGGCUCGAGCGCGAGGUGGCACUGCUGCGCGAUGAGCGGGAUGGGCUCAAGACCAAGGUGCAGCGGUGGAGCGACUACGAGGACGUGAAGCAGGAGCUGGAGGUGCUGAAAAGCAUCGAGUUUGCAACGGGCGAGGAGGAGGAGGGGCUGCUGCUGGCGCGAAACAAGAAGCUGGGCGACGAGCUGACGAUCCUGCGAGUGUCGCACCAGGACCUGCAGACGCGGCUGACGACGGUGGAGGGACAGUUGAGGCAACGGCAAGCGGACGUGGAGCGGCUGCAGAAGCUGAACGAGAAGUUGGAGAAUGACCUGGCGACGGUGGAAGCGGAGGCGACGAACCUGUUUCCAUCGGGCGCAUCGGUGGCGGGAACCUAUGUCAGCCGGUAUGCAGCAGCGACAACAUCAGGAGGUGGGGGUGGAGGAGGACGGCGAGGGGCUUCGGGCAGCGGUGGGCGGUCGACAUCGCCGACAUCGUCAAUCAUCAGCGGGUUUGAUUCGCGAGUUGGGGUCGGCAGCGGACAUCACGGACACCAGUUCUCGGGGCCGGACUCAGCGACGGGAGGCGGAUCGGCGAUGCUGCCAAUGAUCACAGCGCAGCGAGACCGGUUCAAGAAGCGGAUCGCACAGUUGGAGCAGGAGCUGGCGGACGAGCACCGAACAGUGUCCCAUCUGCGACAGGAGACGGCAGCGCUGCAGAAGGACAACCUGAAUCUGUACGAGAAGACACGGUACAUGUCGAGUUACCGGGGCGGAGGAACGGCGAUGACGUCGGCUUCGUCGGCGUCGGACUACGGCAACAACCCGAACCCGGCGACGGUGGCGAUUGGCGGCGGCGGCGUGUCGCUGGACCGCUACCGCAAGGCAUACGAGAGCAACCUGUCACCGUUCCAGGCGUUCCGCGGACGCGAGUCGGCGCGGGCAUAUCGACGGCUGUCGCUGCCGGAGCGCGUGGUCUACUCGGUGACGCGCAUGGUGAUGGCCAGCCGGACGAGCCGCAACCUGUUUGCGGCCUAUUGCGUGACCCUGCACCUGGUCGUCUUUCUGUCGCUGUACUGGCUUAGCAGCCUGGACGGGCAGACACACGCGAGCAACUUUGGGCACAGCGCGGCGAUGGCGGCCGGCGGAGCUGUCGGUGGAGGAGCAGGCGGAGCGGCCGGGGCUGUCGGGGCUGCCGGAGCUGUUGCGGGCAGUGGAGGCGGCAGCGGUGGCAUUGCGGGCGGUGCAGCAGCUGCUGCUGGCGGAUCGUCACAUGGACAGUGGCAGGAAGAAGGAUUCAGUCACUGA
Grosmannia clavigera kw1407 is the source of this 2319-nucleotide messenger RNA. Its product is annotated as golgi membrane protein. Gene Ontology annotation, cellular component: Golgi membrane. Lineage: Eukaryota; Fungi; Ascomycota; Sordariomycetes; Ophiostomatales; Ophiostomataceae. Gene Ontology annotation, biological process: intra-Golgi vesicle-mediated transport. The transcript is spliced from 3 exons. The record is from RefSeq and is a predicted model, not a curated record. The coding region runs from base 1 to 2319 and encodes 772 amino acids.